Molecule: messenger RNA, 1556 nt
Organism: Doryrhamphus excisus (bluestripe pipefish)
Lineage: Eukaryota; Metazoa; Chordata; Actinopteri; Syngnathiformes; Syngnathidae
Source: RefSeq, a predicted model, not a curated record
UUUUAAUCAUGAUAUGGCAGCUCUGAUUGGUCGGAUUAGAAGAAGUGGAUUCAUUUAAAAGUGGGGGGGAUGAAGGUGGACAAGAACACACUAGCAGACAGGUGAAGAAGACGGCAGGACACCAACCACCAACCAGCAGCCAUGUUUGUAGGCCGGACAUCAGUGGCAGGACCUGCAGUGGGCUCGUGCACUGGCGGCAAAGGUGCCCGGUUCUCAGUGGAAGAGCUGUACGGCUUCACCAAGAAGCCCAAAGUGACCAGAGGGCAUUGUGGGAAAGCAGACAAAGCCGACAGCAAGAAGGAGACCAAAGAGAAGGGAGAAUCUGUGCUGGCGUCUCACAUCUUGGAGGCGGCCAGGAGGGUGAUGGAGCAACGGAGGCUGGAGAUCUACCUGAAGGAGUGUGAUGUCACCAUGGAGGAGAGCGGCAUGGCAUACAGGAACCUUGGAAAAUCUGGACUCAGAGUGUCCUGCUUAGGAUUAGGAACGUGGGUGACGUUUGGUUCUCAGAUCUCAGAUGAGAUGGCGGAAAGUGUGAUGACGUUGGCAUACGACAACGGCAUCAACUUAUUCGACACGGCUGAAGUAUACGCCUCUGGCAGAGCCGAGACAACUUUGGGAAACAUCCUGAAGAAAAAAGGAUGGAGGAGGUCCAGCUAUGUGGUGACCACAAAGAUCUACUGGGGAGGACACGCCGAGACGGAGCGAGGGUUGUCACGGAAACACAUCAUUGAAGGCUCCAACUGGAAUAUGUUGACAUCGUCUUUGCCAACAGGAGCGACAUCAACGCACCCAUGGAGGGUCAGAGCACACGUAGCUUCAAAAGAUACCGUGCUGAUAUUACAAUGCAAAUAUACACACAUGUGUGUGUAUGUGUGUGUGUGUGUGUGUGUGUGUACAGAGAUUGUGCGAGCGAUGACCUUUGUGAUCGAUCAGGGCAUGGCUAUGUACUGGGGGACCUCACGCUGGAAUGCUGUGGAAAUCAUGGAAGCAUACUCCAUUGCUCGCCAGUUUAAUCUGGUUCCUCCGGUGUGUGAGCAGGCCGAGUAUCACUACUUCCAACGAGAAAAAGUAGAACUACACUUGCCUGAACUUUACCACAAGAUUGGUGUCGGAGCAAUGACUUGGUCACCGUUAGCCUGCGGAAUACUAACAGGGAAAUACAACAAUGGCGUCCCCGAGCGCUCCAGAGCUGCCAUGAAGGCUUACACGUGGCUGAAGGAGCGUCUCUACAGCGACGAAGGCAAACAGCAGCUGAGAAAAGUCAAGGAGCUACAUCUGCUGGCGGACAGACUCAACUGCACCCCCGCUCAGCUGGCCAUUGCCUGGUGUCUGCGCAGCCAAGGCAUCAGUUCAGUGCUGCUCGGCGUCUCCAAUACGGAGCAGCUGCUGGAGAACAUCAACUCCAUCAAGGUUCUGUUGCAGCUGACUCCGCCCCUCGUCACGGAGAUAGACACUUUGCUCGGCAACAAGCCACAAAAACUCAAGAAGGAGGUGAGCUGUUGAGGGAGAUUCGGUGAUGAAGACAACGGUGGCCAGGAAGUUGAUGACAACCAAGG